This is a messenger RNA of Cryptococcus wingfieldii CBS 7118, 870 nucleotides long. RefSeq names its product glucosamine-6-phosphate deaminase. Gene Ontology annotation, biological process: D-glucosamine catabolic process; N-acetylneuraminate catabolic process; N-acetylglucosamine catabolic process. Gene Ontology annotation, cellular component: cytoplasm. Gene Ontology annotation, molecular function: glucosamine-6-phosphate deaminase activity; identical protein binding. NCBI's taxonomy places the organism in Eukaryota, Fungi, Basidiomycota, Tremellomycetes, Tremellales, Cryptococcaceae. The transcript has 6 exons. The record is from RefSeq and is a predicted model, not a curated record. Bases 1 to 870 code for a protein of 289 amino acids.
AUGAGACUGACUAUCCGCAAGGCCAAAGAGGAAGUGGGAAACUACAUUGCGGAAUACAUUGUCGCCCGCAUCAACUCGUUUACCCCCACCGCCGACCACAAGAACUUUGUCCUCGGCCUUCCCACCGGCUCCUCCCCCUUGCCCGUCUACAAGCGGCUAGUCGAACUUUACAAGGAAGGCAAAGUCAGUUUCAAAAAUGUGAUCACUUUCAACAUGGACGAAUACGUCGGCAUCCCGAGGGAUCAUCCCGAGUCUUAUCACACAUUCAUGUUUACCAACUUUUUCUCUCUCGUGGACAUCAACGCCGAAAACGCCCACCUCUUGAACGGCAACGCUGAGGAUCUUUACAAAGAAUGCGAAGAGUACGAAGCUUCCAUCAAGGCUGCCGGCGGGAUCGACCUGUUCCUAGGCGGUAUCGGUGCCGACGGGCACAUUGCUUUCAACGAGCCCGGAUCUUCCCUCACAUCCAGAACCCGGAUCAAGACCCUCGCCUACGAGACCAUCCUCGACAACUGCCGUUUCUUCAACAACGACCUCUCCGCCGUGCCCCGCAUGGCCCUCACUGUUGGUGUGCAAACCGUCAUGGACAGUCGGGAGGUUUUGUUGGUGGUCACGGGCCAGCAGAAGAGUUUGGCGUUGAAGGAGAUGAUUGAGGGGAGUGUGAAUCAUAUGGUGACUGCUAGUGCUUUGCAGACGCAUCCUUGGGCUUUGGUCGUUUGCGAUGAGGAUGCCACCCUCGAACUGAGAGUCAAGACUGUCAAAUAUUUUACCAGCCUCGAAUUCGUCCAGAAUGAGGUGGAAGCAAAGUACGGCUCGCUCGCUUCGAAAAAGUUUGGGAUCGGUAGGCCGACUGCUGCAAGGGAGAUCUAG